Exophiala mesophila is the source of this 2721-nucleotide messenger RNA. RefSeq lists its product as uncharacterized. NCBI's taxonomy places the organism in Eukaryota, Fungi, Ascomycota, Eurotiomycetes, Chaetothyriales, Herpotrichiellaceae. The record is from RefSeq and is a predicted model, not a curated record. Bases 314 to 1804 code for a protein of 496 amino acids. Gene Ontology annotation, molecular function: DNA-binding transcription activator activity, RNA polymerase II-specific; transcription cis-regulatory region binding. Gene Ontology annotation, cellular component: nucleus; RNA polymerase II transcription regulator complex. The transcript has a single exon.
AUCAAAGCCCUGAUCUCUCCCGCCGUUCCUUCCUUCCUCGUUCACCCCAACUUCGUCCCUCCGCCACUCGUCUGCUUCGCUUCGCUUCGCUUCAACCUCAACUCCAGGUUGCGUGACUUGGAUGAAGCAACUUUGUGACCUUCACUGCCCGCCUCCAGCAAGAGGCCACAAGACCUUUUUGGUCUUGCUUUGGUCUUGCAACCAUUGAUGACCACAACAUAGCUUGUACACGCUUUUUCUCAGCUCUUUCGGAGUGUUUUGGCUCUCGAAUCAACCAUUGUCCUCGGCCAAUUUCGGCCAUUGUCCCUCCAUCAUGGCUUCCACUGCUGGCUCACCACCAGCUACCACUCCAACAUCCUCUACCGACAUCAAACCACUUCUCUCUCGUCAGCCCUCCCUCUGCGCCAAACCUGCAAUUACUCCCCCCGCCACUUCCCCCGCUCCCUCUCAACAACCACCACUUUCCUUGACCAGCAAAGAAUGGGUCAUUCCCCCACGACCAAAGCCUGGUCGCAAGCCCGCCACCGACACUCCUCCCACCAAACGCAAGGCUCAGAAUCGUGCCGCUCAACGUGCAUUCCGUGAAAGACGUGCCGCUCGCGUCGGUGAGCUUGAGGAACAGAUGAAGCAGGUCGAGGAGGAACACGAGCACGAGCAAGACGUCUUGAGAGCAACAAUCGAGAAACUCCAAGCCGAGAUCGAGCAACACAAGCUUGAUAUUGCCGCUUGGUCUGACCGAUGUCGCAAAUUAGAGUCUGAAUUGAACCACGCCAAGUCCAAGCAACCCUCCGCUCCACAACCACAUUCCCGAGAUGCUCAACCACCAAAGCAAACUGACACCGCUGUCGACGACACCACAGUGGGCUGCGGCAACUGCACAUUAGACACUCGGUGUCAAUGUAUCGAUGACGCUUUUGAUGCCAUGGGGGGAGAAGCCGCCACCCACUCUCAUCAGCAUGAGAAGAGACCUCACUCCCCGGUUCCUGACUACAGUGAGAAAAGGAUCAAGCCGGAACCAAAGGAAACCCUAGAAAUCGACUUCACCGAGCUCUAUUCUACUAAAAGCAUCCACAUGCCAAUUCGACCAGAAGAUCGCUCGCCCACCACUUCGGCCGUAGCUGACCGUUGUGGUUUCUGUUCUGACGGCACUCCAUGCAUCUGUGCUGAGAUGGCUGCCGAACAGGAACAAGCUGCUUCAGCUCCAAUCAUCCUUCCUAGGAUCAUGGACCCACACCGUCAGCUCAGUCAAUUCACCCCUCCUCCUUCUGAGGGUGAUGUUGCCAUCUCGAUAACUUCCACCGCCUCUCCAUCCGAGGGUUGUGCAUCUGGCCCUGGCACGUGUGCACAGUGUCGUGCAGACCCAAACAGCACCCUCUUUUGCAAGUCUCUAGCUGCUUCUCGUGCUCAGUCGGCCCUAGGGGGAGCAGCUGGCGGGUGCUGUGGUGGAUCAACCUCAGGCGGUGGAUGCUGUCAGAGUCGCACUCUGCCUCCUGUCCAAGCUGAUACUGUUCCUCUCCCUGCUCGGAACACUCGCUCUCGGGCUGCAGGUCAUACCAGGCUGCCAGCUCCAGCUCCAGCCCCACCAAAAGCCGGGGUCACCUUGACAUGUGCCGAUGCUUACACGACCCUAAGCAGGCAUCCUGCAUAUGAGCGUGCCAGUGGUGACAUUGCGAAAUGGUUGCCCAAGCUACAUGCUAGCGAUGCUGCACCUGCCACUGUGGGACGACCUGCAUUGGAAAUCGAUGCUGCAAAUGUCAUGGCUGUGCUGAAAGAUUUUGAUCGACGAUUCGGCCAGAACAAAUGAAGUCAAAAAUCUUGAAUGUUAAAAUUAUCAAUAAAACACAAGUCCAAGGACCGACAUUGGACAGUUUUGUUCCAAUGAAAAAAAGAGAAUCUUGUCUGCCGCGAUGAACAUGUCUGACUGGUGCCACAUCCGCCAGGUCACAAGACUUUGUCCUGCGUGCUGAGACAGUCCUCCAACAAGCACCGCGUAGUGCCCAUUUGAGCGAGAGCUAUUUACCAGCCCCUCAUCUAGGCAACAUCCCACUCGAAGUGUUUGUCUCUUUGGCGAGACAUCCUUUGAAACCAUGCCCGGGCGGUCGUGUCUCAAUCUACGAGAGACCAAAGACUGCCGCUGUGGCUGCUUUCAGGUUGAGCUUUGGCUCCCAAGAAAGCGGGAUGGACUACGACGAGAUACCUCACCAUAUCUGGGAGGGAUGAGAGGAUGAUUCAAAAAUAGAACAUGAGUUGCGAAACCUUGAAUGUAUAUAGCGGUUCUGCACAGGAUUGGUUUGGGUUGGAUGGUUCUCUUUUCUGGAGGAGAUGAGGGUUCUGUGUGCCAUGUAGUGCGUUGCACGAUUCAAUGGCCUUGGACUUGUCCAGCAAGGCAAACCAGCUGCCAUGAUCUACAACGAGGAAUACGUCAGAGGAUGUUUAAUGGUUUUAUGAGAGACAGGGUAUGAGUGUUCGGCGAGAUUAAAAGGGGUUCCAAUUUGAAUUGGAUAAUGGAUUUCCUUUAGAGUCUUGUCUAGACUCCCAUUGGGUUUGAGAGUGUCCUUCUCAGUAGAUAUGUCAAUACGAGGUUGGUUAUGGAUAGGCUAUCAAUAUGUGUACGUGUCUUAUUUCCAUUGCCGUAGAGCCGAGGUAUACAAUACAUCUCCUCAUAUAUACCUCCAACCGACAACCUAUGAAUAAAGGCACGGAUCUCUCUUGAACAAUAUC